AUGACCCGGUCAUCAUUCUUUUCCCUCUUUCGUCAACCGCUCCGUAAGACGAAGCGGGUUGAGAAAAGCGUGCAACAGCAUAGAGGCCUACCAUUGAUCGAAACUCCUAUUGAUGAGCGAGACGAGCACUCUCCACAUUUCUAUCGUCAUUCAGAUGCCACACCCAUUGAACUCUUCUUUGAUCUGUUCUUCGUGGCGAAUCUCUCCUCGUUCACCGCUACUCAUGAGAUCAAUAAUGUCGAAGCUCUUGGAGCUUACAUAGGUUUUCUCGGGGUCAUAUGGUUUACCUGGCUCCAGAUCACUCUGUUUGAUAUUCGAUUUGCCCGAGACUCGGUGUUCGAACGGAUUUGCAAGGCUACUCAAUUGGCUGCCAUGGUCGGUUUUGCCUCCGCGGGUACACGGUUCACGACACAUAUCCGGGACGAGAACGUUUGGGCUUUUCAAUCGUUGAGUCUCCUACUUGGCGGAAGUCGGAUCUUAUUGGCUGUACAGUAUACUAUCAAUAUAUGCUUGAUCCAUAGGCGGAUGAAGGCUGCUGCCAAAGGACUGGCGAUCAUAGUCGCAGCAUUACUCGCUUCAAGCUUGGUAUAUCUGGGGAUGUACUUUACCUUUCGAGAACAUCAUGGACUCCACACCUAUGUUUGGACGGUUUGGUUUGCUCUGUUUGGGUUCGAGAUGUGGAUGGUGAUGGGAGUGUCUUACAUGAUUCCAGAAAUUGGCUUUCAAGACACUCAUCUGAGUGUCAGAAUGGGCCUCCUUACGUUGAUUAUUAUCGGCGAAGGCGUCAUAGCUGUCACUAGAAUUGCCAACAAAACAGUUCGCCCAGGUGGCUGGACCAAGUGGUCGUUUGUCCACAUAUUGGGUGUCACCACCAAUGUGUAUUUUCUUUGGCAGACGUAUUCUGAUCUUUCUCCGCGAGGUGUCCUUGGCAGGAUCUCUCAGCAAAUUUGGGCUCAGCUGCAUUUUCCGUUCCACGUGGCCCUCAUUCUCCUUCUUGAGGGAUCGCAGAUUCUCGCUCUGACUCUGGACGUAGCCUUGAAGCUCACAUACUUGACGGAGACGAUUCUGUUCGCCUGCGAAGAUCCGCGGCCGAAGGCGGAGGUCGCCAUCAGAUUGCUGCGAAGCACCAUUUCUGAUAUGGAAAUCGACUACGGCCGUGGUGCUAUCAAGGAGAAAGCCGUGAUCUCGGAGAUUUUGGAGGAUCUACCAAAUUUGCCGCUGUGUCCAAGCAAUGAGGCGACUCUCUACUCCCUGACGAAUGAUCGUAUCAAUGAUCUGGUUGGCAACGUAACCGCGGCUUUAUUCUCCAGCAUGGGGAUCACUCCAACGGAGGGCAAAGACAUCAGUCAGCUGAACAAUAGUCAGCUACUUCGGAUGUAUGUAGAAGUCUUGGGGUUUGUCUAUGUGUACUUUUUCGUUGUUGCGUCAAUCACGAUGUUUCUAUUUGCGGCUUUUGUUCUGCUGGCGAACCGCCACUAUCGCAAGCUCUACGCCGGGAUCGGCAUUGCCAUUCGCCUAAUACUCGCAGUUUUCCUACUGGGUAUGGUUUCCUUCGUCCGCCAUUUUGCGUUGGCAUACUCUUUCAUGACUUCUCCAACCAUAUUAUACGCCUUUACGUUCAUACUUCUGCUAGGUGAGCCUUUAUCAUUCUCUCGUAUCAAUGCCGCUUCCAAGUAUUUUAAUCCGAAUGUAGUGCUUUUGGUCGACCGACUGUUGGACCGCUUCCAAGAACGCCGCGAGGCAAAAGCUGUCCGGGAAUGCAAUGCCAAAGCCAUUUCAUCGUGCCCCAAAAUGGUCGUCCUUGAUUCAUCCUCUUAUCGGAUCACCAUCAGUCAGGAGCGUCUAACAUCGGAUGGUCGGGUGGCAAGCCUGAACAGUUGA
This is a messenger RNA of Aspergillus clavatus NRRL 1, 1881 nucleotides long. RefSeq lists its product as uncharacterized. NCBI's taxonomy places the organism in Eukaryota, Fungi, Ascomycota, Eurotiomycetes, Eurotiales, Aspergillaceae. The record is from RefSeq and is a predicted model, not a curated record. The transcript is spliced from 5 exons. The coding region runs from base 1 to 1881 and encodes 626 amino acids.